UGCGCACAGAUAGACGACUACAGCAGUUUAUAAGCUGAGGCGCAAAUCUUAUCGCGCCAGCUCAGAACAAGCGAGCGUCAGUCAGGCAACACGUCCAAUCGUUGUGGUACCGACAAAGGCCCACUCCACUGAAAAUGUUCACAUAGUGAUCGGUUUUUCUUUGGACUGAAACAGAGGCUGCAUGCAUCUCAUCCAAGGAGCAUCUUUUAAGUGAACCGUACCUUCAGAGGAUACUUGCCAAGAUAUAAUGCCUAGAAAAAGUGUAAAGGCUGAAUUGAAGACGACCCCAAUCAAUGAAGCAUCCAAAGAGUGUACAGCCCGUUCUCGAAAAAGAAAGGCAGAUGUUGACGUUUAUUUGCAAGAUCCUGAUGAGGUAGUUACUGAAAUGACAAAAAAGAAGCAGUGUCGUACUCAGGCCUGCUGGAGUCAAGCCACAGGUUGCACAAGUCCGUGCAGACGAACCCCCACGCCUGACGAUGAAGUUGAGGAACCAGACACUGUGAGAGGCCUAGUCCUCUCACAGUAUGCCUUCAGAAACCUCUGCGGCACCCCUGCUAGGUCUUCCCCUCUGCCUGUCCUCUGCUGGGCAAAUAAAGAGGAUGUGUGGAAUAACCUGCUCAAGAAAGACAAGGCAUACUCAAGAGACAUGCAUUUCAUGGAGAGACACCCACAGCUGCAGCCAAAAAUGAGAGUUAUACUCCUGGAUUGGCUAAUAGAGGUUUGUGAGGUCUACAAACUGCACAGAGAGACGUUUUACUUGGCCCAGGACUUAUUUGACCGGUACAUGGCAACCCAGACGAAUGUGCUCAAAACGCGACUGCAGCUCAUUGGCAUCUCCGCUUUAUUCAUCGCUGCCAAAUUGGAGGAAAUCUAUCCUCCGAAGGUGCACCAGUUUGCCUACGUUUCAGACGGAGCCUGCACAGAAGACGAGAUCCUUAGCAUGGAGUUGAUUAUCAUGAAGGAGCUAAAGUGGAGUCUUAGCCCCUUGACAUCCAUAUCCUGGCUAAACAUUUAUAUGCAAGUGGCAUACCUGAAGGACUCCGGAGAGGUGCUGAUUCCUCAGUAUCCACAGGCUACAUUUGUGCAGAUAGCGGAGCUCCUGGAUGUGUGCGUGCUGGACGUGAAGUGUCUGGAGUUCUCCUACAGCAUGCUGGCAGCCUCUGCCUUGUUCCACUUCUCCUCUGUGGAGCUGGUGGAGAAGGUCUCAGGUUUCCAGUGGUCAGACAUGGAGCGGUGCGUUAAGUGGAUGGUGCCAUUCGCAAUGUCCAUUCGGGAAGUGGGCAGCUCAGGGCUCAAGACCUUCAAGGGAAUUUCUGUGGACGACCUGCACAACAUCCAGACCCACGCUCCCUACCUGGACUGGCUGGAGAAGGCGUACUCCUACCAGUUGGUAGACGUGGAGAGGAGUCAGAGGUCCCCCGUGCCUUCAUGCGUACUCACCCCCCCUCCGAGCAGCGAGAAGCCUGAGCUUCCCUCGUCUUGAGGACCCAUCUGCAGAAGCUGGGCCAAUCAGGUGUCUGGCAGGAGGGCGAAUUACAGCAUUGCACACAAACUGUCUUCAGAUGCUACAGGGGGGCACAAGGCUUUGUGGUCUGUCGUGAUUUAUCCAGUGGUUGUGUGUAGUCCAUCAGCUAUUUUAAAAUGUUUUAUUUUUUUAAUUCCUUUUUUUAAAUGGUCCACCAAGUUUUGGACCACCUGCCAAAUAUCCAGAGUUGUCAUCGGAACUCUGAAUGCUGCUAAAAUUGGUGGGACUUUGAGGAAUGGAUCCUGAACACGUGUUUGCCGGACCCACACUGCCUUUGGGAAUUGGAGAAAUACUAUCUGUUCGGUCUGGACAUUAGGCCCGCUGGUCUUUGCACCAGAGGAACAGCCAGCUUCAGAAGCGGACAUAUAAGAUUUUAUGUUGGACCUCUUUACCGGUCCACACAGAGUAUAGGUUUACCAAAUUGAAAUUUGUAUUUUUUAUCGUUAUUUUUUAUUUUGUAUUUUUUUCUGUAUAUUUUCAAUGAAAUGCUGCUACUUUUCUGUACCAUUUGAAAAUAAAUUCACUGUCUCAGACAGCUUAUCUUUUA
Anguilla rostrata (American eel) is the source of this 2072-nucleotide messenger RNA. RefSeq names its product cyclin E1 (gene ccne1). Gene Ontology annotation, biological process: regulation of cyclin-dependent protein serine/threonine kinase activity; G1/S transition of mitotic cell cycle. The record is from RefSeq and is a predicted model, not a curated record. The transcript has 12 exons. Bases 248 to 1483 code for a protein of 411 amino acids. NCBI's taxonomy places the organism in Eukaryota, Metazoa, Chordata, Actinopteri, Anguilliformes, Anguillidae. Gene Ontology annotation, molecular function: cyclin-dependent protein serine/threonine kinase regulator activity. Gene Ontology annotation, cellular component: nucleus; cytoplasm; cyclin E1-CDK2 complex.